Chelonia mydas (Green sea turtle) is the source of this 2736-nucleotide messenger RNA. RefSeq names its product 5-hydroxytryptamine receptor 2A (gene HTR2A). Lineage: Eukaryota; Metazoa; Chordata; Testudines; Cheloniidae. Gene Ontology annotation, cellular component: plasma membrane; dendrite. The transcript has 5 exons. Bases 471 to 1877 code for a protein of 468 amino acids. Gene Ontology annotation, biological process: G protein-coupled receptor signaling pathway, coupled to cyclic nucleotide second messenger; chemical synaptic transmission. Gene Ontology annotation, molecular function: neurotransmitter receptor activity; G protein-coupled serotonin receptor activity. The record is from RefSeq and is a predicted model, not a curated record.
GUUAAUCCAACUCUGAAGUGAUUUUUACUUUCAGUUCUUUUGCAGGCAUUGGAGUUCCAAGUGCAGUAUGCCUUGUGGGAUGUGCCUUGAUUAACCAAGGAUAUGUAUGCACUACCAGAAAAAUCAGAGAAAUAUACACUACAGAUUGGUAACAGUGAGUAGAAAAUAUUAGAACUACUUUUGUUCUACUAUGUUUGCCUUUGGGGAGUUGGGGAAAUGCACAAGGAAGGAGACAGCAAGCUGCCCAUCUCUCAGAAGAGAACAAGACUCACAGCACAGGAACUGGCUUCACCCUAAUGUACAGUGUAGAAGUCAACAAAACUGUAAUCAAAAUACAAUCAUUUUUGUAGAGACUGAAGAGAAAGGACACAAAAGUGGAUAACACAGUGAAGGACACAAUAAAGCAGGGUACAAAGUGACUCUAAUGCACUUUGAGUGUGGGCUCUGAAGUACAAUUUUCAGAUUUAGCAAUGGAUAUUCUUUGUGACGAGGAGAACCCAACUGCAAACUCCUUAAUCCAAUUAAAUCAUGAGAGAAGACUCUACAAAAAUGUUUUUGUGCCUGGAGAGGUUAACGCAUCUCAUCUGUUUAACUUGACUGUGGACUCCGAAAACCUAACUAAUCUUUCAUGUGAAGGUAGCCUGGCUCCGCCGUGUUAUUCAUCACUAUUUCAUCUUCCAGAGAAAAACUGGCCAGCUCUGCUGACAGUUAUAGUGAUUGUUCUAACCAUUGCUGGAAAUAUUCUUGUAAUCAUGGCUGUGUCACUGGAGAAAAAGCUACAGAAUGCCACUAAUUAUUUUCUAAUGUCACUUGCAAUAGCUGAUAUGCUAUUGGGUUUCCUUGUCAUGCCUGUGUCAAUGUUAACCAUACUGUAUGGAUAUACAUGGCCUCUGCCUACAAAACUCUGUGCUGUCUGGAUCUAUUUGGAUGUGCUUUUCUCCACUGCUUCCAUCAUGCACCUCUGUGCCAUCUCUCUGGAUCGCUAUAUUGCCAUACGAAAUCCCAUCCAUCACAGCCGCUUUAACUCCAGAACUAAGGCUUUCACAAAAAUAAUUGCUGUUUGGACAAUAUCUGUUGGUAUCUCAAUGCCAGUACCUGUGUUUGGACUACAAGAUGAUUCCAAAGUGUUCAAGAAAGGUAGCUGCCUGCUGGCUGAUGAGAGCUUUGUCUUAAUAGGCUCUUUUGUGGCGUUCUUCAUUCCUUUAACCAUCAUGGUGGUCACCUAUUUUUUAACUAUAAAAUCACUUCAGAAAGAAGCUACCUUAUGCAUUAAUGACCUUGGCACAAAGACCAAGUUUGCUUCAUUUAGUUUUCUCCCUCAAAGUUCUCUGUCAUCAGAGAAACUCUUUCAACGCUCUUUGAACAGAGAGCUGGGGAAUUCAGGAAGGAGGACUAUGCAGUCAAUCAGUAAUGAACAAAAAGCUUCCAAGGUACUUGGUAUCGUCUUCUUUCUGUUUGUUGUGAUGUGGUGCCCGUUUUUCAUCACCAAUGUGAUGGCAGUCAUUUGCAAGAAAUCUUGCAAUGAAAAAGUCAUUGGAGGACUGCUUAAUGUAUUUGUCUGGAUUGGCUACCUUUCUUCGGCUGUCAACCCAUUAGUAUACACACUGUUCAAUAAAACCUACCGUUCUGCUUUCUCACGUUAUAUUCAGUGUCGAUACAAGGAGGAGAAGAAGCCUUUACAGCUGAUUUUAGUGAACACCAUACCUGCUUUAGCGUAUAACUCCAGCCAACUCCAGCUAGCACAAAUGAAGAGUUUAAAAAAAGAGGCUAAAAUGAUGGCCAAGGAUUAUUCUAUGGUUACGAUCGGAAUACAUCCUUUAGAUAGUACAUCAAAGGGCAGUAUUAGCCCAGACAGUGAAAAGGUUAGCUGUGUGUGACUCUGCUAGCCUGUCAACAGCUGCCAUGGCAACCAAUGGUAUGUACUCAGAAAACUUCACCUAACUCUGAGAAGCUUUGAUAGCGUAGCAAAAUUAGCCCUGUCUAAGAGAACUUCAGUAGCAUCACAUACUCAUGUUAUCCAGUUGAUGACAAACAGGGUUAAAAUGCUAUCAAAUGUGCAUUUUUUUCAUACAGUAUUUCAGCUGUUUUAAGCAAAGGCUUUAUUAAACUUAUUUUUUUAGUAACCUAAAUAAUAUAUUUCUUAAAGAAAAAAUGCAAUUUAUUGUAUUAUUAUACCAUGGGCUGUGACGAAAUUAAAGUGUUUCUUUUCCUUCUGCAAAUGAAAACAAAGCUAUUGUUUGGUUUACUUGCUGGUUACGUUUGAAUUAAUUUGUCUUGCUACAAUGUAAUUUUAUUAUCAUUAACUGAAUGAGCACUUUACAGGAUUUUACAGGAAAAGAAAACAUCAGUUAAUUUAUGGAUAUAUAUUUAAAAUAAAAUAAAUAUUAAAGAAAAUGCUCUGAAAACCUGUAUAGAUCAACUAUGUGAAAAAAUUGGUGUUUUUAUGGAUAUUUUUCCUUUCCAAUUACAAUUCUGAAAUGUUGUUGGCCUUUCUGCCAUUUGUUCUGUACUUCAAGUUAGUUCUCUUCAAAAGUAAAAGUAAAUUAAAUUUGAAUGUUCCUUUGUCACUACAAACAUUAUUGAGCUCUACUUUCUAUUUCAUUUUAUCCCCUAUUCUAAAUGUUUCACAUACACUGGUUUAGACUUUAAAGUAUACUGUUACAAAAAGCCUCUAUUGAGCUUGGUUCUCUACUACGUUAUACUGAUUUUACAACAGUGUAAGUGAGGUAACAGGGU